GUCAGGUGGUCAUUGGGCAGAAAAAUUCGAAAGUUGAAAGACAGUCUUUGUUCAAUGACAUUUGUUUUAAAAUAGAUGAUUUGUUAUUACGAUUCCAAAAAUCAUACUCACUGUUCUGCAUUGGAACUGUCCCUAGUAAUUCCCCAAAUUCGGUGUUAAGCUGCAUCCCUUAAAUAGAGGGAAAUUUAACUUCUCUAAGAGAUGGAUGUCAUGAAAGACAAUGCUGCGCCUCUUGACAUGAAUUACAAACAACUGUAUUUUGCAUCCCAGAAAGUUGUCUCCCAGAUGGAGACUGAACUUAAUCAGUAUGCCAAACUGUUUGAAAGCAUCGAGGAUGCAUGUACUCUUCAAAUGUGCGACAUACAUAACCAAGUGCACCAAUACAUCGCCAGUGGUUCUGAUAUAUGUGCCAGUCAUGGAGUCAAUAAUCAAUUAGAAAAGGAAUUGCAAGCGAAGGUGAACCAGUUACAGCAACAGUUAACUGAAAUGAAGGACAGGAAUGAAAAUCAUAAUGUAAGUCUGCGACAAAUUAUUCAAACUCAAAAACAAAGAAUAGACGAUCUUGAGAAUGAGCUGUUUGAACAGUGCGAGCUGCUCUCUGGUCAGCGUGAUGCCAUACAUGCAACAGAACUUCAAUACAAACACGAAAAAGCACUCUUUGCUCAGUUGACAGUUGAAAACACGAAGCUUAAGGAUUGUUUCAAGGAAAUGACUGUAAAAGAACGGGAAACCAGAAACCAUUUCAAAGUAUGUGAAGAAAAAUUAGUAUCACUGCAACAUAAGCUACAUUGUUGUGAACAACAUUGGAAUGAAAUGAAUAUGGAAAAUGAGUAUUUAUGCACCCAACUUCUUACACAAUUCAACCAGGCAUUGUCGGAUUUAAAGAUAAAGGCAGGAUGUCAGGUACCAGCAACCUACAGGGACGAGUCUGCAAAUGAACAGGAGAUUCAUGUACACAACCAAAUUGACAUUCCACAUGUAUUGAGUGGUGAUAAAAGCAUUUCAAUUGUUUUGCAAGAUCUUGAACACUAUAAUAAAAUAAAAGAAAAAAUGGAAGUCAUUAAAAGGUUGGAAAACCAGUUGCAGAGUCUUCAGUUUGAAAAUAAAGUGCUAAGUGAGCAGAUUGGAGAGAUGUCACAAAAGAAAAAGGUUCCAGUUGACAGAGAGAUUGAAAUUAAUCAACUCACAAAAAAGGUUAACAAGUACCGACUGCAAGUUGCAGAGACAGAGCAGAAGAUGGAGGAAAUGAGCAAGAAAGCUGCAAGUCGAAUGCAAAAACUGGAGCACAACUGGAGAGCUGCAGAUACUGAAGUGUGCAAACUGGACAGCCUUAUAGAUGCAAUUCGGGCUAUUUUGGUUAACCAUUCCCUUGCAAAAGAUGAACAGCUAAAAACAGUUAUCAACAUGAUUGAUGGAAAAUAA
Molecule: messenger RNA, 1422 nt
Organism: Dreissena polymorpha
Lineage: Eukaryota; Metazoa; Mollusca; Bivalvia; Myida; Dreissenidae
Product: myosin-13-like
Exons: 3
Coding region: 202-1422 (406 amino acids)
Source: RefSeq, a predicted model, not a curated record